Molecule: messenger RNA, 1269 nt
Organism: Aureobasidium namibiae CBS 147.97
Lineage: Eukaryota; Fungi; Ascomycota; Dothideomycetes; Dothideales; Saccotheciaceae
Product: BAR-domain-containing protein
Exons: 3
Coding region: 1-1269 (422 amino acids)
Biological process (GO): actin cortical patch localization; plasma membrane tubulation; endocytosis
Cellular component (GO): mating projection tip; Rvs161p-Rvs167p complex; medial cortex
Molecular function (GO): protein binding; lipid binding
Source: RefSeq, a predicted model, not a curated record
AUGAGUUGGAAAGGCUUCACCAAAAGCGUCACCCGCGCUCCCCAGCAGUUCAAGCAAAGGUUCAACAUGGGUGAAAUCACAAAGGAUCCUGUCUACGUCGAUGCCGAGCUGCGUUUCGCCGAGCUCGAGACCGAGACCAAGCGUUUGCACGACGAGUCGGAGAAGUACUUCAAGUCCAUCAAUGGCAUGCUCGACCACCAGAUCGAAUUCUCCAAAGCUUGCGCCGACUUGUACAAGCCCAUUUCUGGCCGUGCUUCGGAUCCCAAUUCUUACGUCGUCGAUGGCAAUCCCGAGGGUAUCCGCGCCUGUGAGGAAUACGAGGCCAUUGUCAAGGACCUCAAGCAAUCACUACAGCCUGAAUUAGAGAUGAUCGAAUCGCGCAUUGUCAAGCCGGCCGACGAGCUUCUCGAGAUCAUCAAGCAGGUCCGCAAAUCUGCCGUCAAGCGCGACCACAAGCAACUCGACUACGACCGUCACCGAGCCACGCUUAAGAAGCUGCAAGACAAGAAAGACAAGACUCUCAAAGACGAGAAGGCUCUGUACAAGGCUGAGAAUGAGGUCGAGGUGUCGACUCAGGACUACAACUACUUCAACGACCUGCUCAAGACGGAGCUGCCCGAGCUAUUCCGCCUGGAGCGCGAGUUCAUUCUUCCCCUGUUCCAAUCCUUCUACUACAUGCAGUUGAACGUCUUUUACACGUUGCACGAGCGCAUGCAAAGCAUCGAUAUCGGUUAUUUCAACUUGACUCUGGACAUUGAGGCCGCGUUUGAAGAGAAGCGUGGGGAGAUCCAACAACAGGCCGAAGCCUUGACAAUUGUGCACUUCAAGACCAAGGGUCUGGGUCGACCUGCGGGCAGCAAGUAUGGAAGACUUGCAAUCGAAGGCAAGGCCAAGCCUAAACCUCCUGGUCUUGCAUCAUCUACCGCACAGCUGUCGAUCACGGACGGCGAUGCGACCUCACCUCCUCCUUACUCGGCCGCUGGAGCAACAACCGGUGCAACUGGUGGACUCGCGCGCAUGUCGUCGAUCGCAAAGAGCAAGCCUCCACCACCGAAGCCCAAGCCUUCGCGAUUCAGCGAAGUGCCGCAAGCCGAAACGUGUACGGCAUUGUACGACUACGAAGCUCAAGCAGAAGGCGACCUUAGUUUCAGCGCCGGUGAGACGAUCGAAGUUGUGCAACGCACGGCGAAUGAGAACGAGUGGUGGAUUGGCAAGAUCGGCGCAAGACAAGGACAAUUCCCUGGCAACUAUGUGCAGCUCAACUCGUAG